Cyprinodon variegatus (sheepshead minnow) is the source of this 1274-nucleotide messenger RNA. It is a transcript of the gene tmem106a, whose product is annotated as transmembrane protein 106A. NCBI's taxonomy places the organism in Eukaryota, Metazoa, Chordata, Actinopteri, Cyprinodontiformes, Cyprinodontidae. Bases 220 to 981 code for a protein of 253 amino acids. The transcript has 8 exons. The record is from RefSeq and is a predicted model, not a curated record.
CCGUCUUGCUGCUGAUAAACAGGAACUGAACCAUCACCGAUAGAAACGAGGAAGUCGUCCCUCUUAAACAAUUCCUCACACUUUGACGCAGCAAAAAAGGACGACGAAUCUUUUCAAUGCGAUAUUUUAAAGUAAAAUCAACACUUCGGUUUUUGUCUUUUUUCUCUCCGGAAACCAACUGAAAUUAAAAGCAACAGCGGAGCAGUGAAGGGAAGGGUCAUGGCGCCGCCUGAUCCUGUCAGCAGGAACGGUCUGGAUCCUAAGGUAGCUAAAGCGAUGGAGAGGGAGAAAACGCUCAAAAACACUCCUCAUUACGGCAGCACUAAUGGAAGCUCCUCGAGUGACACCUGCCCAACGUGUCAAGGCACCGGACGAAUUCCCAGAGGCCAGCAAGAUCAGCUCCUUGCUGUGAUACCAUGCAGCGAUGUGCGGUUAAAACCCAGACGCACAAAGCUGUACGUGUGCAUCUCCAUGGGUAUUUGCCUUUUUCUUUGCUGCCUGAUCCUUUUCUUCUUCUUCCCUCGGAGCGUCACGCUCAAGCCGGUGUCUGUGCUGUCAGUCUUGGUCUAUUUCUACCCAGAUUCUGUGGAUUUGGAGGUCAACAAUCUUAUCAACAUCACAAACGAGAACUUUGUUCCGGUUCAAAUUGCUGAGUUCACCAUGCAGGGCCUGGUUGGUGAAACAGUGGUGGGUCAUACUAAAAUAUCCAACAUGUCUGCCAUACCGUCUCGGACGACAAAAUCGUACACUGUUCAAAUCGACCUGCCACUCAUAGACAAAGGCUUAAACAAUUACUGCAAGUCAAGUACUAUCAAGAUCCACACAUUGUUCCUGAGACUGCAGAUGACCAUGAAUAUCACCUACAUGUCUCACAGCGAGCAGCUCUCACAGGAUGUUUUCGAGUACAUCGACUGUGGGAAUAACUCAACCAUGCCCCAUCCUGUGGAGAUGAUGAACCGUCAUUAUAGACAUCAGCAAUGAGACACUGUUUUCAUUCUUUUAAGGUGUGAUCGAGUUCUCUGAUAAUGAGAUUGUAUUAUGCCAGUAUUUUGAUAUUCCAAAGGCUUUUGAUCAAUCACUACCAUCUUAUAAAUGAAGCACAUUAAUGUUUUCAAUAUAAAUAACUUAAUAUUUUAUUACAAAUGACUUUAACUCUUGUUCUUUUUAAAGCUGUCCAUGUUUUCAGUGUUAUUAAACCCUAUGUUUUUUAUUACAGAGUUGAUCUCUGUUAGUGAUAAUUUCAUUUGCACUUUAUUAAACUGUGACAUUUGUCA